Messenger RNA from Aureobasidium subglaciale EXF-2481, 1336 nucleotides. RefSeq lists its product as uncharacterized. The record is from RefSeq and is a predicted model, not a curated record. NCBI's taxonomy places the organism in Eukaryota, Fungi, Ascomycota, Dothideomycetes, Dothideales, Saccotheciaceae. Bases 54 to 1271 code for a protein of 405 amino acids. The transcript is spliced from 2 exons.
CUAUCGUAGAAGCAGCACAGAGAGUGGCUGCACUCGGACCUCGUACCGUUGUCAUGCUGGUUGUGGCCGUCGUGUUCCUCAUCCUCACAUGGACGUCAUUCGCACUUCGAGUCUAUGUGCGGGCGAUUAUGAUUCGCUCAUUCGGCAAGGAUGAUUGGAUGAUGCUUGUUACGAUAUGCUUGUUCACAUCAUGUUGUGGUCUCUUGAUAACCAUCGAACAAAUUGAGCAAAGCGACAGACCGCACCGAGUGUUGAAGGAAGGUCCUUUGGCACAGCUGGAGCUUCUCAAUUACAUUAUGAAGUACAUUGUAUCCUUGAUGGGCUUGUACAUCUUAACCACCGUCGCCUUGAAAAUCAGCCUUGCCAUCUUCUUCCUCCGCAUCGUCAUUCGACGCUGGCAACGAAGAGUCAUCUACGCUGUCACUGGGAUCUAUACGGUCUUCGGUAUAGCAUGGGCCUUCAUCGCCGUCUUCCAGUGCGGUAUCCCAACGCACUUCUUAGUCAAAGAAUCCUCUGGAUUAUGCAUCCCGGACACCAUCCUCCAACCUCUGAACUACACCCACGCAGCCCUCAACGCAGCGAGUGACUGGACAUUCGCCUGCCUCCCCGUCUUCGUCCUCUGGAACUCGCAGAUUCCUCGCGCCGCAAAAAUCUCCUCUGGCCUAUUACUCUCACUUGGUGCUAUUGGGAGUAUCUCCUCAUUAAUCCGCAUUGCAUAUAUCCCAGGCUUAAAGACCGGACCAGCUUUCUUUAGCAAUGCCAUCAACAUAGGAGUCUGGAGUUGUAUCGAGCCAGGCUUGGGCAUUGUAGCAGCCUCUCUAGCCACACUUCGCCCACUGUUCAAAAACAUGAUGGAGAAAGCUCGAAACACUACGAAUUCCAGUCAUAGCAGCAAGACACUCAGUCGCAACUCCAAAGUCUCAUUGCAGAGAAAAGCCACUUAUUCGAGUAUGAAAUUCAGCGAACGCGGAUACCUUCAGAUGGACGACCAUGAGAAAAAGACAUGUGCAAUGGGGAACUCCAUAACAGUAUCUGGAAACCUCAAAACCUCACUGCCAAAUCAAGUCUUUGAGUUACAUCCCAUCAAUGAGGGAAGGAAAUCGACUUCAAGUACGAGGACAGAGGAGAGAAGCUUUGAUGAUGCAGUGGGAGUGACACCGAUGGCUAUCAAGAGUUGGUUUCCUGAUGACGAGGUCUUGAUGACUAGACAUGUCAACAUCUACGAUGAGGAAGCUGCAGAGUGGCCAGCACCUCCGCAUAGAGACGCGUAAGCAUGCAAGAAACUCUGCUUCUCAUCGAGUAACAAUCAUUAUGAAUUUAUGUCUUUCUAUGCCAG